CUCCAUCUGAUGAAGGACUCUACAGAUGUAACUGUGUCUCUGGAGCUGGAGGAUCAGCAGACAGCUGGCUGACUGUCAGAGUUCUCUCAGAUUUGGGAAGAUGGCUGAUUUGGAGGCAGACGGGGACAGAUCAGAGUCUCCAGUGUCCAGCUGUCAGCUGUCUUUGAAGAGUGACCACAGUAAAGGUGACGUUCCAAACUUCAGUAAUGAAGCUGGACCCUCAGACACAAAACAGAGAGCAGAGUCUCCAGUGUCCAGCUGUCUGUCUAUGAAGAGUGACUGGUCCAAACAUGAGCCUCUAACCUUCAGUAAUGAACCUGGACCCUCAGACACAAAAGAGAAGAAGAGGAGUCAUGUUUCUGUGGAGGAGCAGCCGUCCUGCUGUAGUUUGUGUCAGGACGUCCUGAAGGAUCCAGUCUCUACCAGCUGUGGACACUGGUUCUGCAGACAGUGCAUCAGCUCAUACUGGGACCAGUCUGCUUCAUCAGGAGACUCCUCCUGUCCCCAGUGUGGAGAAAUAUCCAGAACAAGAGCUGGACUGCAGACAGCCAGUCAGACCAGCACUGUACAAACAGACAGUGGUCUGCAGGAGGUUUUAGAUGAACAUAAGAUCAGUGUGAGGAGGAGAUGUGAACGUGUGACUGAAGGAAGUGAUGAAACAGGAAGUGAAACCUCCUCAACAGGAUCUACACUGAGCUCUACAUCACAGAGGGACAGAGUGAAGAGGUUAAUACCCAACAUGAGGGAGCUGAACUUGAUCAGAGAUGAGAAGUUGAGUCUUCUCACUCUGCUCCGUGUUUUCCAUCCAACAUUACAGAAGGUCACAGCAGAGGAGCUCGCUGUCUGUAAAGUUCUGUUCAUCUUUGACGGCCUGGAUGAAAGCAGACUGUCUCUGGAUUUCCACAACAAUGAGGUUGUGACUGAUGUCACACAGAAGUCAUCAGUCAACGUGCUGUUGACAAACCUCAUCGAGGAAGCUGCUUCCUCGGCUCUGGUCUGGAUAACUUCCGACCUGCAGCAGCCAAUCAGAUCCCUCCUGCAUGUGUUGACAGGCUGGGGAGGCUGGCGUUUGAACCUCUGGAGAAAGGAACCAUCAGGUGCUACCAAGCAGACCUGGAGCUGUGGUCUUGAUGUCACAGAGGCCUCGGUGUACUCAGGAGUUUGUACAGAGAUCUUCAGAAGAGAGUCUGUGAUCUUCCAGAAAACAGUCUACUGCUUCGUUCAUCUGAGCGUUCAGGAGUUUCUGGCUGCAGUCUACCUGUUCCACUGUUUCACCAACAGGAACACAAAGGUACUGGAGGACUUCCUGGGGAGAGACCGGAAUAAAUACAGAUCCCUGGAUGUCUUCUUACAGAGAGCCAUGAAGAAAUCCCUCCAAAGUAAAAAUGGUCACCUGGAUCUGUUUGUCCGCUUCCUUCAUGGCCUCUCUCUGGAGUCCAACCAGAGACUGUUAGGAGGCCUGUUGGGUCGGACAGACAACAGUCCAGAAAUCAUCCAGAGAGCCAUCAACAACCUGAAGAAGAUGAACACAAACAAGAUCUCUCCUGACAGAAGCAUCAACAUCUUCCACUGUCUGCUGGAGAUGAACGACCUCUCAGUACAUCAGGAGAUCCAAGAGUUCCUGAAGUCAGAGAACAGAUCAAAGAAGAAACUCUCAGAGAUCCACUGCUCAGCUCUGGCCUACAUGCUGCAGAUGUCAGAGGAGGUUCUGGAUGAGUUGGACCUGAAGAAAUACAACACAACAAAUGCUGGACGACGGAGACUGAUUCCAGCUGUGAGGAACUGCAGAAAGGCUCGAUUUACUGAGUGUGGACUCUCAGAGACUGACUGUGAAGUCGUGGCCUCAGCUCUGAAGUCCAACCCCUCCCAUCUGAGAGAGCUGGACCUGAGUGACAACAACCUGCAGGAUUCAGGAGUGAAGCAGCUGUGUGCUGGACUGGAGAGUCCAAACUGUAGACUGGAGACUCUGAGACUGAGUGGCUGCAGUUUGUCAGAGAUCAGCUGUGUUUAUCUGGCCUCAGCUCUGAAGUCCAACCCCUCCCAUCUGAGAGAGCUGGACCUGAGAGAAAACUUCUUGCAGGAUUCAGAUGUGAAGCAGCUGUGUGAUCUGAAGGAGAGUCCACACUAUAAACUGGAGACUCUGGAAUGGAAGCCAGAUAUAAUGGAUGUGUUGAGAGGAUCAGCUAUGAUCCAGAGACGUUGAAGCAACAGCAUCAGUCUGUGUGUGUGUGUGUGUGUGUGUGUUUGUGUGUGUGUGUGUGUCUGUGUGAGUCUGUGUGUGUGUGUGUGUGUGUGUGUGUGUGUGUGUGUGUGUGUGUGUGUGUGUGUGUGUGUCUCUGUGUCUGUGUGAGUCUGUGUGUGUCUGUGUGUGUGUGUGUGUGUGUGUGUGUGUGUGUGUGUGUGUGUGUGUGUGUCUCUGUGUGUCUCUGUGUCUGUGUGAGUCUGUGUGUGUCUGUGUCUGUGUGUGUGUGUGUCUGUGUGUGUGUGUAUAAUAGUGAGGUGACUCAAAUAAAUGCUACAAAAGGACUUUUGUCAACUGUUGUACUUUGUUGUUAUUGUGUGUUUUAAACACAGUGUUGUUGUAGUUACUUUUAGUCACCAGUAGAUGGAGAUAAUUUGAUGCUCCUUAAACAUUAAUUGGCGUUCCAAUCCAAAAGGAAGAACUUUAUAUUUUUUGGUUUCAUGACGGUGCACCCACAUUUUAGCAUUAAAUCAUCAGAAUACUGUUCCAUAUUUCCAGUGCUCACAGUAUUCACAUCUUUUACUGUCAGUGAAAAUAGUAUAUCCACACUAUAAAAAUACUCCAUUACUGGUUCUUUAUUCAAAAUGUUACUAGAGUAAAAGUACAAAAGUAUCAGCAUCAAAAUACACUUAAAGUAGCAAAAGUUAAAGUGCUCAUUAUGCAGAAUGCUCCAUUUAUAUUAUGGAUUAUAAUUAUUGAUGCAUUCAUGUGUUCAUCACUUUAAUGUUGCAGCUGGUAAAGAUGGAGCUCAUUUUAAUGACUUUAGAAACUGCUGCGUAGUUUAAUCUAUAAUAAUAUCAUUUAUUAGUUGAUGGUAUUUUGUAUUAAUAAUCUACAAAGUAACUGAAGUUAUCAAAUAAAUAUAGUGGAGUAAAAAGUCCAGUAUUUCCCUCUGAGAUGUAGUGGAGUAAAAAGUGGCCUAUAAAGUAUCAGAAAAUGGAAAUACUCAAGUAAAGUAGGCGACAAGUAGUGAUGAGCAAAUGAAGCCUCAUGAAGCUUUGUCUUUAUCUUCUGAGCCCACUAGAUGGCGCUCUCUGUUCAACAAAGGGUUAACAGCACUGAAGUCAGAUGUUUUGAUCAGAACCCACUUAGUUUAUAGGAUACAGCCUUGGUAGGGCGGAGUGUAAUGUGACUAUUGUCUGACGUCAUCUUUACUCUGUGACAUUGUGGAGGCCUUGUUGCAUUUAUUAUCAAGUUUCCUAUUUGUGUGUUGAUGCUUAUUCUUGAUGUAAACAACCCCUAUAGCUUCAUUUUUUAAUGUACCUUCCAGAUUUGGAUAUGUAUGUUUUUAGAGAAUGCAAGUUAACAAUAAGGACUUAAGCAUUUAUUCUCAAGAACGUACCUAUCUAAUGUCAACUUGUUGGGCGAUGUUUAAGAUUGUCACUGAGCAGUUUUUAAUUUGACGUCUUUAUUCCUCUUUUUCUCUGUAUAAUGUUGAUUGUUACACUAAUUGAUGUUUGGUAUUUAGCCUUUCCACUGCACGUGGGUCAUGUGACUAAUGUCAAACUCACAGCCACUCCUACUUAAGAUGGCUUCUCUUUGUUACACAACUGUUUGCCUGAUGAAGGUCUAGUCACCGAAAAGUUGCAGCAUUGAAAUCAUUAUUUUUGCAAGUGAGACAGUGUGCAGGAGUCUUUUCUACAAGUUGUAUUCUACGAGGAUGGGACUGACGGACACACGCUGGCACAGACAGACGUAUGGAAGGACAACCCAAAAACAUAAUGCCUCUGGCCGCGGCUAUCGCCCAUGAGGAGGCAUCAAAACUGUAAAACAAGAUGAAUAUUUUAGCAGGGCUGAAGCCUUGUAUAUGCAUUCAAGAUAGCGAUGCACGAUAUUGGAUUUUUUUGCCGUUAUCAGAUAUGCUGAUAUGUACCAGCUCAUUUGACCGAUAACCGAUAGCGAUCCACUCUUCAGCAGCUAAUUUUAGUGAUCAAGUCUCUUCUGUGGUGGAAUUAACAUCAUAUUAUACAUGCAUGCUCUUAUAGUGACGGCCCACCAGCAGAUGGAGACAUGAAAUACAGUACUCUUCAACAUAUGUGAUAUUCAUUCAUCGUGCAAAAUAAAAAAGCAUGUUGGCCGAUUCAAAUAGUUCAUUUUAAAGCCAAUAUGGAGCAGUACUGAU
Messenger RNA from Epinephelus fuscoguttatus (brown-marbled grouper), 4364 nucleotides. RefSeq lists its product as uncharacterized. NCBI's taxonomy places the organism in Eukaryota, Metazoa, Chordata, Actinopteri, Perciformes, Serranidae. Gene Ontology annotation, molecular function: protein binding. The record is from RefSeq and is a predicted model, not a curated record. Bases 101 to 2203 code for a protein of 700 amino acids. The transcript has 10 exons.